UUUUUCUAUCAAGAAAAAGUUAUUUCGCAAUACAUAUCGUUAUCGUUCUAUCGCCCAGCUCUACUCCUCGGAUAUUAUGGCAGUAGACCUGCAAGGAAUUUUUAAGAACUUUAAAUUUUCAGUGCCUUGAAAUGUAUUAAGACCAUUUCAAUACACUGAAAUGGUCUUGACAUCAUACAGCUUUGUAUGUUAACUGAAAAAAAAAUAGGUAUUAUUAUUUUUCCAGUUGUGUAAUAACUUUCAACAUCUCUCUUACUGCAGUUAUCGAGGAUCAGGAUGGCUGUUCAAACUGACUGUAAAUCAGUUACAAAAGAAAUUAAAGCUCUACAACUCCAUGACAAACCAGCAGCUGUUGGAAUGGUCAAAGAGCCACUGGGGAUGGACAACAUCACACUGAAUAUCGCCAUCACAGGGGAAUCUGGUUCUGGUAAAUCCACCUUUGUUAAUGCCUUCAGAGGUGUGAGUGUUGAUGAUGUGGGAGCUGCUCCGACUGGUGUUAAAGAAACCACCAUAGAGGUCACACCAUACCCCCAUCCAAACUAUCCCAAUGUUAUUUUAUGGGAUCUUCCUGGAGUUGGUACCCCAAAUUUUCCAUCUGACAAGUACCUGGAACGUGUUGCAUUUGAGAAGUUUGACUUCUUCAUCAUCAUCGCGGCUGCUCAGUUCAAAGAGAAUGAUGUGAAACUAGCUCAGGAGAUUCAGAGGAUGGAGAAGAAGUUCUACUUUGUUCGCUCAAAGACUGAUGACGAUAUACGAGCUGAGAAAAGAAAGAAGAGUGACUUCAAUGAAGAGGAGACUCUGACAAAAAUCAGAGACGACUGCGUUCAAGGACUCAGAGGAUUAGGCAUCGAGUCUCCACAGGUGUUCCUGGUGUCCAGCUUUGAGCUCCACCUGUACAACUUCUCUCUCUUACAGCAGACCUUAGACAGAGACCUUCCUGCACACAAGAGAGAUGCUCUGCUGUGUGCCAUGCCCAACUUCAACCCAGAGAUCAUCAGGAAGAAGAAACAAGCUCUGAAGUCCAGAAUAAAAUACUGGGCUACUCUGUCUGCAGCUGGAGCAGCUGUUCCAGUUCCUGGUCUUUCUAUUGAUGUUGACCUUGCUAUGCUGGUUGAUGUUGUCACAGAAUAUGUUUUUGCGUUUGGUCUCGAUAUCCAGUCUCUGAAGAGACUUUCUGCCAGAACAGGUGUGCCAUACGCUGAUCUGCGUGCUGUCAUCAUUUCACCACUGGCUGCAGUAGAAAUAAAUAUACAUCUCCUCAUUAAGGUGAUAGUCCGACUUGGGUCCGUAGCUGCAUUAAUGGCAGCAGAGGAAGUGUCCAGAUGGAUUCCAUUUAUUGGAAUCCCAAUAGCAAUGGGUCUCUCUUUCACCACAACUUACAGAAUUCUGAAUUUGUUCCUUGAUAAGCUCGCUGAUGAUGCUCACGGGGUGUUUGAAAGAGCUUUAGUCUGAACACAUCAGUGUGAAUUUGAAAGUAAAAGAUGAAUGAAACUUAAAAGAGUUCAAAUGAAAUUAGUUUAAACCAUUAAAUAUGAAACCAAAUCAUGUUGCAGCUGCACAUUUGAGCCAUUAUCCUACUAUAGCUGAUAAAUGUAUCAGAGGCCUCAGCAGGUCUCAUUUCUUCUCAUCACAUCAAUACAGGAACAAAUGUGAUGUUAUUAUUCAGAUGAAAACUGCUUAGAAGAGCUUUGUUCUAAUCCUUUGUCUGGUUUGGUGAUGUCAGUACUCUUUUACAGAUCAGGUGAUGUGAUAGUUACUCCUGAAAUGUCGUCAUCUGAGCUUCUUUUGUGAUUUACUUUGUGAUGAAACUCUUUUGUUAUCAUAUCGUGACUUACAGCAUAAUAAAUACUUUUAAUGCAGAGUGUCUGAUGAUGAACAGACGUUUGGCAAAACACAUCGUCAGCCAAUCACACUGAAAAAAAUAUGUACAUCAGUUACAUGUAAUAAAGUCACGUUUAGUCAAACUUUAUUUUUCUGUUUUAUAACU
Messenger RNA from Haplochromis burtoni (Burton's mouthbrooder), 1987 nucleotides. Its product is annotated as interferon-inducible GTPase 5-like. Gene Ontology annotation, molecular function: GTP binding. The record is from RefSeq and is a predicted model, not a curated record. Bases 277 to 1452 code for a protein of 391 amino acids. The transcript is spliced from 2 exons. Lineage: Eukaryota; Metazoa; Chordata; Actinopteri; Cichliformes; Cichlidae. Gene Ontology annotation, cellular component: membrane.